AUCAUGGCAUCCUCCUUUUCAAUCAUCUUGGCAUUUGCACUUUUAGUUGAGUUUACUACUCACUCAGCCAUGGCUUUUCCCAAAGGCAAGCUGGAUGAAGAUAGAAUAGCUCAAGACCUGUCAAAUGCAGGAGAAGAUGAUGUGAGUGAAUUGGGGCCUGGACUGCUCUCCCUACGAAGAUACCCGGUCAUAGAGGGCAGACUGGCCGACGAAGACGGAACCAAACGAAUCUUCAUACUAGCUAACACAGGGAUAAAGGGGUCUACUGGUAGGGAGGCCAACUUUGCCUUCCCAAGAGCCUUCCCUGUGCUGCCUCUCCGUGAAAUGGAUCAUGCUCUGGAUGAAUUCAGUGUGAGAGAUGAGCGACGUAGCACAGGUGAUGUGGACAGGAAGAACAUAGACCUGCUAAGGUGCAUGAUCGGGAGAGUAUAUAGGCCAUGCUGGCAAGCUUGA
Molecule: messenger RNA, 453 nt
Organism: Myxocyprinus asiaticus (Chinese sucker)
Lineage: Eukaryota; Metazoa; Chordata; Actinopteri; Cypriniformes; Catostomidae
Product: pro-MCH 2-like
Exons: 3
Coding region: 4-453 (149 amino acids)
Biological process (GO): chemical synaptic transmission; behavior
Molecular function (GO): melanin-concentrating hormone activity; type 1 melanin-concentrating hormone receptor binding
Source: RefSeq, a predicted model, not a curated record